GAAAGGUUCAUCUCUCUCUCUCUCUAGAGACGACUUUCUCUCUCCAGUUCUUGAUUUUCCAGCGUACGUCAAGACCCGAUAUUAAAACUAAAUCUGAUCAAAAGAAACAUGGGAAGUAGUUUCUUCGGAAAACCAAACAUGAGAGGAUCUUCGCCGUCUUCAUCGUCCCCAACAUCGUCAUCUUCAUCCCCGGCGACUAGAAGAGGGAAGAAGAAUGGUUCCGAGAAGCCAAAGCAGCCACAGAGAGGUCUCGGAGUAGCACAACUGGAGAAAAUUAGAUUACACGGCGAGAUGAGUUGCAACAGCUUCGACAAUUAUAAUUCGUCUUUGUAUCCUCAGGAGAAUGUGAGGAUGUCAGUAGAAUAUUCUUCCAUACCAUCAUCAUCACCAUCCUUUACAUAUGCAUCACCAUCACCAUCAUCGACUCCUUAUGGCCUUUAUCCAAAUAUGAUGAUGGGUGUACAUAGAGAUCAAUACGAGAGAGCAACCAUGAGUUGGAACCCAAGCUACGGCAUCUUAGAGAGCCAACAUUCUUCGGAAUCAAACACCACCAGACAUUUCUUUAACGAGGAUCCAAAUUCUACAAGGCGAAGUAAAUCGUUGGGAAACCAAAACUCGGGAUCGAGUGACAAUCAAGAGCUAGAUUUGGAGUUGAGAUUGUCACUUUGAUCAUUUGUAAUAGUUUGAUCUUCAUGAAAUUGAAAACAAGUCCCGCAUCGUGAUUAUGCUUUUUUAUAUAUUCUCUGUUGUUAUGCUGAAAAUAAAACUGAAGCAACAACAGCUGAUUAUGUUCUAUUUGGGGGGUAUCAAGUAUUUUUUUUCUUAGGAUUGUUUGACCGUUUCAGUAGAAAAGGGUUUAAAAAGAGGGAAUCAUUUGUAAACUUUAAAGAGCAUAAAAUGUUAUUAUAAUCCA
This is a messenger RNA of Eruca vesicaria subsp. sativa (arugula), 913 nucleotides long. Lineage: Eukaryota; Viridiplantae; Streptophyta; Magnoliopsida; Brassicales; Brassicaceae. The record is from the annotation of a GenBank genome assembly.